Molecule: messenger RNA, 3665 nt
Organism: Dalotia coriaria
Lineage: Eukaryota; Metazoa; Arthropoda; Insecta; Coleoptera; Staphylinidae
Product: F-box/LRR-repeat protein 16
Exons: 5
Coding region: 299-1807 (502 amino acids)
Cellular component (GO): cytoplasm
Molecular function (GO): protein binding
Source: RefSeq, a predicted model, not a curated record
CGCUCGCAGCAGUAGUAAACAGUGCGGCGUCGCGACGCGACAUCAUCGAACGCCCGACCGACUUUGUGAUACCGUAUACGCGUUGCACCACGCACCCUGAACUAAUAAAAACCUAACGUUGUGUUAUAAAGACAGAAAAUACUAACUGUGACGGUGGGCGUUGUGCGUGGCAGGAUCUGGGGACAUUUCCGGAUUUGAAAAUCGCUAUGGCGUCCUAGAGUGGAAAGCAAAAAGGAACGCAAACGUGUCACGCAGGUGGGUGGACCAUCCGAAAACUGACACGGGCGCCAGGAGUGUAAUGUCCUCGAUAUCCGCCCAGGGGGUAGUGGAGCGUGCGUCCGCCGAAUUAACAAAACGCAUCAAUGGCCUCCGCGGCAGCAAGCACCACUCUAACAAGGGCAGCGUUAUGGAACGCGUCACGAACGUCUUCUGCGGCAGCAGCAACAACGCGGCGGUGGCGGCGCCGCCGGAGAAACCGUCCCGCCUGCUUCCAUCCAGGGGAGGCGCGAAGAACGCGCAUCACCUCCACCAACUGCAGCACCAACAACAACAGCAGCAGCAUCCACCGCUGCCACAAAUGCACAACCAACACCACCACGGAAAACGGGCGCCGCGCUGUCUGCCGCACACCACGCACGUCACGUGGGAACAGCUGAUAAUGGAUGAUCGCUUCCUGAUGCGCUUUUUCCUGUACUUCAAUGCCCAUGAACGAUGUACCCUGGCGCAGGUGUGCUCAAGGUGGCGUGACGUGCUGUAUCGCUGCCCACGCUACUGGUCCGGACUGAUUCCCGUGCUGCAGUGCAGAGAGCUGCGGUGCGCCCAGGGUCCCGAGCGCGCAAGGCUCUACUCGUCCUUGAUCCGACGAGGGUUUCACAAUUUGGCGUUGAUGGGCGCCUCCGACGAGGAUGCCCUCGACUUAGUUAGCUCGUUUCCAUUAGCUUCCAAGCACGUCCACUCCUUGAGCUUGCGAUGUUCGAGUGUCACGGACCGGGGCCUAGAGACACUCUUAGACCAUCUUCAGGCACUCUUUGAGCUUGAGCUGGCCGGUUGCAACGAGAUUACCGAGACUGGUCUCUGGGCCUGUCUAAAUCCUCGUAUUGUGUCUCUCACACUUACGGACUGCAUCAAUGUGGCGGACGAGGCGGUUGGUGCCGUUGCCCAACUCCUGCCGGCCCUGUAUGAGUUUUCGCUGCAGGCGUACCACGUGACGGACGCGGCAUUGUGUUACUUUUCACCAAAACAAAGCAAUUCGCUCAACAUCCUCAGGUUGCACUCGUGUUGGGAACUGACGAAUCACGGCGUUGUAAAUAUUGUUCACUCGUUACCCAAUCUGACCGUGUUGAGUUUAAGUGGAUGCAGCAAGAUUACCGAUGACGGCGUCGAGUUGAUCGCCGAGAAUCUACAGAAGCUGCGUUCUUUGGACUUGUCCUGGUGUCCGCGUAUCACCGAUGCUGCCUUGGAGUAUAUUGCUUGCGAUCUCAAUCAACUAGAGGAAUUAACAUUAGAUAGGUGUGUCCAUGUGACUGAUAUCGGUGUAGGGUAUAUUUCGACAAUGCUCUCUCUUUCCGCAUUGUACCUUCGUUGGUGUUCCCAGCUGCGAGAUUUUGGUCUCCAGCAUUUGUGCGGGAUGCGCAACCUCCAAAUAUUAUCUCUGGCAGGAUGUCCACUACUAACUUCCAGCGGUUUGUCUAGUCUCAUCCAGUUGCGACACAUGCGCGAACUUGAAUUAACGAAUUGUCCGGGCGCGUCGCGUGAACUCUUCGACUAUUUGAGGGAGCACCUGCCACGGUGUCUAGUCAUUGAAUAAAUUGCAACCUACCUUUACAACCAAAGUCUUAAAGAAUUUUCGUUAAUUUUGGUUUCCGGAAUUUAUAAUGGUACAAUUCGAUUAAAGUUUACUGUAAUUGACUGCGUAAGUUGUAGUGAUAACAAAUUGAGGGCCGUUGGAACAUUCGAAUACAGGAUUGAGUACUGAGACAGACUUAUGAAAAUUAUAAAUUUCAUAUGCAUCUUAAUAUGCGUUUUUUGCUAAUUAUAAAUACAAUUCUUAUUUUAUAAUAAUUUCCGGUUUGCAAAAAAAAAUUGAUUUUGCGCAUUAGUUUGCUUCAGUACACCACCUUGUAUAAUAGACUGGUUUCCCUCUGAGACUUUAAGUUCUAAGUUGAAUUUGAUCUAAAAAAGAUACUAGUAAAGUUAUACAAGCAAUAAGUCUCAGCGUGGUUUUAUCGCUCUACAACGUUUUCUACUGAAAGGGAAAAGCAAAACAAACUUGAUAUUUACGAUUUAGGUCGGUAAUAAAAGAUACUUGGAUACUUCAUACUCCUUUAUACAAAAAUAUAUACCAAACUAUGGCUUUCGACAAAACGGGAAGCAUGCAAGUGCUACUUUGAGAAAUGAAUUACAUAUACGUUACAACCUUUUAAAAUACCUAAACAUAAAAAGCUUUAUAGCCGAGUUGCAAUUUAUACCGUGUAUACAUAUGUACCGUACUAACUUGUAAUGUAGGUAGAACGAUAAAAUGAACACUGAUGUAAAAAAAGUACUUAAAUGGCCGCUAUUCGCAGGCUCACUGUCGAGCGCAUCCACCAUGACAUGAGGACGAUAAAAUGAAGGCAGGUAACCAAAAAUCAUUGCUUCCGCAAAUAAUACUGAAUUAAAUAUUUUAACAAAUACUACAUUAACGACGCGACACCCAAAUAAACCAAAACAAACAACUGCUACUGAAUGCUGUUCUAACUGUUAUUACUAUUUAGAUGGUAUUAAAAGUAUAUAUUUUUAUAGAAUAGUUAAAAAUGCGCCCUAACCACAACCUGAGACAGAUUUUAGCGAUGACGUUGAAUAAAAUACCUUGUGUAUAUGAUUAUAUCAUCAUGUAACGUGAGAGGUUUUGUUUUGAAUAUAAAUCGCACGUACUAUGCGCUUUUUAUAUCAGUAACAGCGCAUGCAGUUCAAAAGAACAUAAUAUCUUAUAAUUGGGUUGAUUUUAUAAUCAUCAAUUAGCUACUAAAUUAUCCAAGUUUAAAGUUUUACUACAUUGAAUUUACUACUCGCCAACAAUCGGAAACGCACUAAACUAGACUGCAAAGGAAAUUGUUCUGUAUUGAAGUCCUUUGUUUAAAGAAAAAUGUUAGCGCAAUGAAUUUAACACAAUUAUAACUUCACUUACUUCACCACCCUUGUUAAACAACUAGUGCAAUACCCGCAAACACUCAUUAAUAUCAAUCAACUAAAUAAAUCAAAUUAACUAAUGAUACUAAAAUUUACCAAAGCAAAGCCAAUUUUAAAACUAUACUAAUUAUGAUAAUUAAUGCAUCACGAAAACCUCACCGAAUCACAGCAAUUGAUUGCAGCUGCGGCAGUGCUCCCCUAUAAUAAUUUAACCAACAGAAUAUCCUAGCUAAUGCUUCAAAACAAAUUCAUAGAAACUAAUACAAACGAAAAAAAUCCUAAGCAAUUUUAUGUGUAAAUUAUGGUUUUCCAAGUUUUUAUUUAACCUUUACCAUAGUUAGUUAUAAUCUUAGAUUUUAAAUUAUGUAAAUGUGAUUUUCUGUACAUUUCGGUAUAUUUUAUAAUUUGUAUAAAAGUCCAAGAUAAGUAAUGAAAAUUUUAUGAUAGAACAAGGGCAUGGACAUUGUUCAUGGCACAAUUAUAUUUAAAUCAAUUGA